UAACCUCCAGAUGGUAACUGGGAUCUCAGCUCCAACUCCUUCAUGUGUGAGGGUCAAGGAAUGAGUAAGAGCCUGUUAAUAGAGGCCAGUGGGAGUUGUAGGGAAGGAAAGACAGGAAUAAUCUCUGCCUGAGCAUUUUCUGUUCAGCUUUGGCAGAGCUGCGGAGUGGAGCAGAGGAUGGAGAUGGUGAUCCUGGUGUUUGCUCUGCUCAGCUGGGAAUGGCAGCUGAGCCCUCCCAGUGCUGGGGCUCUGGGGAAGGGGGUGUUGGGCUGGAAAUGACCAGCAGGAUCAUGGGCAGGAAUGUUUUAUUUACUGGGUGAGGAGCCUCGCUAAGGGUGGAGACUCACUGAUGCCUUGCUGUGGUCACGGAGAGCACAAAUUUCUGGAAUUGUUCGAGCUGAAUCCUGAAUAUUCAGUCAGAGUGGAUUAGGUGAGGCAGUGUGGAUUUUGAGGGAGUUACCUUCUCUGCUUCUUAUCUGCUGUUAUUUCAGCGGCUGCAGGAAUUCCUUUGCUUCUCUGACCAGUACAGAAUGUUCUAAAGCUUUUUUUCCUUUCUCUUUUUUCCCUUCCUCCCUUCACAGGGAAGUUUCUCAGCAGAACACUGAGGUGUGGAUGUACAGCUGAUGAGGAUCCUUUCCAGCCUUAAGGAUUUUUUGUAGAAUACUUGAGGUUUCUUUACAUUAAUUUUCCAAAUAGUGUUCCUUGCACUUGGGUGGUGCUGGCAUCCCUGUGGAAAGGAUUGGACCUAUCCCAUGAGGAGAGAGAUGCAGGAAAUCUUACCUGGGUUAUUUUUAGGCCCAUAUUCUUCAGCUAUGAAAAGCAAGCUACCUAUACUUCAGAAACAUGGAAUAACCCAUGUAAUAUGCAUACGACAAAACAUUGAAGCAAAUUUUAUUAAACCAAACUUCCAGCAGUUAUUUAGGUAUUUAGUCUUGGAUAUUGCAGAUAAUCCAGUGGAGAAUAUAAUCCGGUUUUUCCCUAUGACUAAAGAAUUUAUUGAUGGAAGUUUACAAAGUGGAGGAAAAGUUCUUGUCCAUGGGAAUGCAGGGAUUUCUAGAAGUGCUGCCUUAGUUAUUGCAUAUAUAAUGGAAACAUUUGGGGUGAAGUACAGGGAUGCAUUUACUUAUGUCCAAGAAAGAAGAUUCUGUAUUAAUCCUAAUGCUGGAUUUGUCCAUCAACUUCAGGAAUAUGAAGCCAUCUAUCUAGCAAAAUUAACCAUCCAGAUGAUGUCACCUCUGCAGCUGGAGAGAUCCCUCUCAGUCCCACCUGGCAGCACAGGGAGUUUGAAGAGGAUGCACGAGGAGGAUGAAGAUCUUGGCACCAUGCAGGUGGCAGCAGCACAGAAUGGCUGAUGGCUGAGGACAAGCACUGGUUGUAGUGAGAAUUCCUGCCAAGAAAGGUGAAGAAAACUAGGGGAAAAAAAAACCACACAAAAAACAAAACGAGAAUUAAUGCAAAACAAUGAACACACAUAGCUUCUUUUCAAAUUACAUGUUGCUUUCAGAUGUAAAUCUGCCUCUGCAACACACUAAGCAUCAUUUUUAAGAUGUUGGACUUCUUGAAUGAAUAGAUGGCACUGAUUGUUUUACUCCUUUUUUACACUUUACAGUUUAUUCUAAACCAAGAUUUUUGGACUUGCAAAGAGGUAUUAUUGCAAUAAUGCACUUUUCAUACUUGAAAUUUCUUUAUUUGUAUGAUAUAAAGUUAUUACUUUAAACAAAAUGCAAGCGGGGGGGGCAUUUGUUUAUAAAGUUAUUUGUGUAAUUUAUAACAAGAGACUUUAGUAAAGAAAAAGUUUGCUAAAA
Taeniopygia guttata (zebra finch) is the source of this 1805-nucleotide messenger RNA. RefSeq names its product serine/threonine/tyrosine interacting protein (gene STYX). The record is from RefSeq and is a predicted model, not a curated record. Gene Ontology annotation, molecular function: F-box domain binding. Gene Ontology annotation, cellular component: nucleoplasm; cytoplasm. Gene Ontology annotation, biological process: negative regulation of protein binding; regulation of ERK1 and ERK2 cascade; protein dephosphorylation. NCBI's taxonomy places the organism in Eukaryota, Metazoa, Chordata, Aves, Passeriformes, Estrildidae.